AUGACAGACGUGAAACGCAUUCUGCACUAUCACAAGGUGCUCAAGAAUUUUCUGGACACCUCCUCAGACGCCCUAACGCCGGUGACCUCGUCCAGAGUCAUCAAGGCUAGAGAAAAGUUGGGCAAGCUUACGAGCUCGCAAUUCUUUGAUCUGAGCACAGAUGUUUACGACGAGCUUCAGCGGCGGACCACCGCGGAGUCGCUGCGGCCGGCGUUCUUGCCGGCGCAGUCCAAUUUCCAUCCUAAGCGGAACCAGGCCAGACAGAAGCUGGCGUCUCUUCCUGCGGGCCGAUUCAAAGAUCUAGUCAACGAUGUUCUUUUUGAGAUCGAGAGACACCAGUCCCAGUACAUCAAGGAAGAAGACCAGAUCCGCAGCCGCGCCGUGGACGACCUGCCGAAGGACUCAAGAGAGACCGCCGAUCCGUUCCAGACCAAGGCGCCAAACGAGAUGCCCAAAAGCCACAGCAAAAAGCAGGAUCUGGUGUUGAACACCGUGGAUCUCAAAACGCCGAUAAGCGACAGGUUCCAGCCGUCUCCCGAUACGCCCACACAGCGGGAGAUCAAGAGCACCAAGGUUGUGCCUCAAAAGUCCGAGUUAUCCUGGUCCAGCGACGAGGACGAAGUUCCUGAGUACAAGCCGUCCGGAAAUAGACGCUCGAACGAGUCUCUGACGGAAAGAACCCCUGCAAAAAGCCCAGCCAAAAGCAUUCCGCCUCCUUCGCCAGCACGCUCCCAGCAGUACGCAGAGUCCUUCAGAAGCCCCGAGGCGGCGCGGCCGAAUGCCACCUCCGCGCCUGCCCAGAGGCUUUCGAACGGCAGAGACAAGGACAAGGACAUGAAGCUGCUGAUGGAGGAGAGCAGCAAGAUGGACAAGAAGAUCUCGAGUCUUGAGUCCGAGUUAUCCGACUUAAAGAAGCAGAAGGCCGAGCUCGAGUCUGCGCACACUCAGCUGUCUUCCUCCCACGACCAGCUCAAAAACGAGCUUAAGAAAUAUAAUAGAAUGUCCAAGGACCUGAAGAGAUUGCUGGAGGAGAAAGAGCAGCUGAAUAGGACCGUCAAGGAGAAACACACGAACAUGGUCGCCCUGCAGGAACAGCUGCGGGGGAUUUCUGACGGCCAGAGCCGCCAAUUGGAGACAGAGAACGCACUGAAAGAGCUCCAAACCAAGCACGACACGCUCUUGGACGAACACAGUUCCGUUAGACAGCAGCUGGAGUCUGUGCAGCAGGAGAACCAGAGAAUGGCUGCCGAGUUGCAGGAGUUGCAGAGCCUCAAACAGGAGAAACAGACUGGCGACAAGCUGGACAGAAUGGUGCAGCAGCACCAGAGUGUUCUGGACACCACAGAAACCAACAAGCUCACAAAUCUCAACAAUGACUUGCUCAAAUGGCAGUCCAGAUACGAGGACGCGAGAUCAGACAAAAUGGCCAAGUCGCUCUCCAGAUCUGUCGCACUGUCUGCUGAGGAUUUGCAGCCACUCACCGACGCCAAGGGUCUGGUCACGAUGAUGCAAGCGGUGAACUUUUUCUCGUCUGUGGACUCGAUGCUCUUGUACGUGACCGAAGACGAGAUCAACACAGACCUAUUAUUUGAGAGAACAGCCGUUUUAGUGACCCGUGCUAACGAGAUCGCCAAUACAGGCAAAGGCGGAUCCGAGGACCUGGCCGACAAGAGCAGGCUGGUGCAGUCUGCCAUCUCGAACGCUCUCACCAGCGCGCGGUACUAUGCCAUGUACAAGAGGUUUAUUCCGAAACUGGUGAUGAACACGGCUGUGAACGAUGUGUGCUUUGCGGUGUCGGACUUUUUGAAGGUGGCCAAGUUGAAGAGUUCUGGCACUGCGCCACUGCCAGUCCAGGAAAACAACCAGAAACCAGUUCCCGAACGGCUGGCUCUUUCGAAUGAUGCCGAGCUCAAGAACAGGACAGGCUCGUCGCUGGAGACGCCUAUUUCUCCGGCCCGGUCUGUUUUGAGCGACGACACAGAAUCGUCUGUCCGGCCGCUCAGAAUCACACAAAAGUUGAGCCAGGAGGCGGCCAACGCUUCUGAGGCUUCCAAAAAGGUUUCCAAGCCUCCUGCGUUCUUGAACGCGUCGCCGGUUGGCACUCCGAUUGGCCAGAUCCUGGUGACGCCUACGAAAGACGCCAAGGACGGGUUUUUCGACCAGUCGAGCAAGACUUCGGAGGAGGCAAGAGAGGUUCCACAGAGGACAAGUGGUUCGCCAAAUAAUUCCGACAAGCCAAGGGACGAGACCAGAGAAGCAAGCAGACCUUCACAGCAAAAAGAGCUGCCUGUGCUGCCAAAGGAGACAUCCAGUCCAUCUACGGUCCAGCCAGAGCAGAAACCCUCUACAGACACCAGCCGCGCCCUCUACAAGAACGCCAACGGCAGCGUGUCGUCGCUGGCCUCAAAGUUCUCUGCCAGCCAGGACCAGGAGUCUCCUCUCAAGCCCCAUGCGUCCAAGUCGUCGCCCAAAGGCAACAUCCUUGCCCGGAUGAAAAUGCUGCAGGAGAACAGCGACAACGACAACUCGCCAACAAGAAGCAGGUCCGGCUCGCCAGCCAGAUACGUCUCUGACACGGCGUCGUCUGCGUUCGACAAGUUUGGAGCGCGCAGGAGGACGAGCGUGGACAGACCGGCCUCGUCGGCCAACGGCACAGAGAAGCCGCAGGAGUCGCCGGAGCCGGCCAGACAGCCGCCAAGCACGUUGGAGCUGCCAAAGCCAGAAAAGCCUGCGUCUGCGGUGCGCGGCAGCGUCUACGACAACCCGAUGACCCAGGAAGAGCCUGUGAGCAGAGACGGUCCGUCUUCCGGGCGGACGAUUCCGAGCGCCGGGAGCGCGCUGCAGCCGCUAAGCGGGCAGCACGAGACCACUGCCGAGAACUUCGAGGUGGACAAGUUCAACACGCUGGACCCGGACAACACGCUCAAGGAGCUGCUGCUGUAUCUGGAGCACCAGACCGUGGAGGUGAUUGCGGCGAUCCAGAAGCUGCUGGAGUCCAUCAAGAACCCGAAGGCCACGAAGCUGCUGCUGAAGAACGGCGCUGGCCAGAUCAUCAAGGUGGUCAAGCAGAUGGCCGAGGGAACGAACACCCUGAUGGCCCAGACGAGGUACGCGGAGCAGAUGGGCCAUGCGCAGUACGUGGUGGAGGUUCUGGAGGACUGUGUGCGGCGGAUGGAGGCGCUGUAUUCCAGCGGAGACGAGCGCACAGACAGAGAGUACGCGGACAAGGCGUUCAAGCAGCGGUCUGCGGGCAUAGCGUUCGACGUUGCUCGCAGCACGAAGGAGCUCGUCAAGACUGUCGAGGAGGCAAGUCUACGCGACGACAUUGCUGUGAUCGACUCGAGACUGAACGGGGGUGUGUAG
Ogataea angusta is the source of this 3363-nucleotide messenger RNA. RefSeq lists its product as uncharacterized. Gene Ontology annotation, molecular function: MAP kinase scaffold activity. Gene Ontology annotation, biological process: mating projection formation; invasive filamentous growth; bipolar cellular bud site selection. The record is from RefSeq and is a predicted model, not a curated record. Gene Ontology annotation, cellular component: actomyosin contractile ring; cellular bud neck; cell cortex of growing cell tip. The transcript has a single exon. NCBI's taxonomy places the organism in Eukaryota, Fungi, Ascomycota, Pichiomycetes, Pichiales, Pichiaceae. Bases 1 to 3363 code for a protein of 1120 amino acids.